CUCACACGGUAAGUGGAAGUGCGUUUAGGCAGCACUUAGGUCUCGCUAGAGGGGCGGCGUAGGGCGCGUAUAUAAGCGCGCAGGGCCCAGCGCAGGCCAAGUCUACAGCAACCCCCGAAAGGCACCACUUGACGAUAUGAAGGCUACUCUGUGCGUACUCCUCCUGGUCGCGGCGGCGGUCUGCGGCGCCGAGCAGAAGAAGAACGAGAAGCGAGGCCUGCUGGGACUCGGCUACGGCGGGCUGGGCUACGGCGGACUCGGCUACGGCGGCUGGUCCGGCGGACACGGACUGGGCUUGUACGGCGGACACGGGUUGGGCCUGUACGGCGGACACGGACUGGGGCUGUACGGUGGACACGUAUCGGCGCCCAUCGUGAGCCACAGCGUAGCCAUCCCCGCGCCGGUGAUCAGCCACAGCGUGGCCGCGCCCAUCCUCGACCACGGCUACAUCGGUGGUCAUGGCCUCGUGGGCGCGCCGCUGCUGGGCCUGGGCCACGGCUGGCAUUGAGGCGUCACUGCGUAAUCCUCCUAGUCUAUAAGGAAUCUGUACACACCACCGGGGAGCCCGUCGCACGCUGUCGUGUGCCUUUCAGUGCCAAAUUAUAGUAUUCUCUCCGGUGUAAUGUAUUGCUAUUUUAAGUUCAUUAAAUUGUAAAAUGUGAAACUAA
Molecule: messenger RNA, 668 nt
Organism: Bicyclus anynana (squinting bush brown)
Lineage: Eukaryota; Metazoa; Arthropoda; Insecta; Lepidoptera; Nymphalidae
Gene: CPH32
Product: neuropeptide-like protein 29
Exons: 2
Coding region: 137-508 (123 amino acids)
Source: RefSeq, a predicted model, not a curated record